This is a messenger RNA of Pomacea canaliculata, 2848 nucleotides long. RefSeq names its product platelet glycoprotein Ib alpha chain-like. The transcript is spliced from 8 exons. The coding region runs from base 99 to 641 and encodes 180 amino acids. The record is from RefSeq and is a predicted model, not a curated record. Lineage: Eukaryota; Metazoa; Mollusca; Gastropoda; Architaenioglossa; Ampullariidae.
GAUCGCCGGCAUUGCGAAGGACGUUGCAGGAGCGACAACGGCGACACAAUAACGUAUGUCGACACGACAGACAGACAGACGAGUUCUUUCUGAGCACCAUGCCACUGUUUCGACUGCUGAUUUUCAUCAGUCUCAUUGCAGCAGAAAUGGCAGCCUCAACGCAACCGUUAAUGUCAUCCUUGGUAACACAAGAAAUGGCACCUUCAGAACAAGAGAUAACUUCAACAUUAAUGACACAAGAAAUGCCAACGUCAGCACAACCGGUAAAAUCAUCAACGAUUAAACAAGCACAAAUGACAUCGUCAACACAACUGUUACUAUCAUCGGUUAUAACGCAAGCAGAAACAUCACCGUUGUCAUCAUUUACAUUCACUUCGCUAUCUGCCGAAGAAAAAUGGGAAGAGACAACCGUGAUGCCAAUAUUAUUAACAUCACCAAUACCCACAUCAUUAACAACACAAGAUAUAUCACCAACAGCGCAGUUGUCAUCAUUAACAUACAUUUUGUCAGCUAUCGAAGGAGGAACAACUGCAAUACCAUCGUUCAGACCAUCAUCAACAACACCCCAAACUACAACGCAAACAUCUACAAUGAGUACAAUCGUGACAAGAAAAACUUCAAUAGGUAGUACACUUUCGUAAUCUACUUUUGUAUUCCACUUUUCCUUCCUGCUAUUUCUGUGAUACAAUUUAAUCACAUUUUCUGUAUUAAGUAAUGACUUUUUAUUUUACGAAUAUUAAAUUCUUUAUUCCUUCUGUUGUUAAGUUGUUUUGUGUUUUUAUUUUCAAAAAUCGUUAAACUAGCGUGUGUAUACUGUCAUAGCAAAAAUGCUUUAUGGCGAAACAGUAGAAUAUUUUCUAAUAGAUUUCAUCGAGCUAAAACCAGACGAGUGCACAAAAUAUUAGUCAUCAUAGAUCAUAGAGAGUUAAUGAUUCCAUCCAUAGUUUUACAAUUAACAUAUCCACUCAUAAAACGUUUUACAAUAUCUUUUCUUUCCCAUCAGCCAGGGAGAGUCCUGAGUCAGAAUACUUGUUCAUAUCAGUCAUUAUUAUUGCAGUCUUUUUAAUUUCCAACAUAUAAUCACGUUUCAUAGCAUGUAGCUUUCAUCUUCAAAUAUUCAUUAAAGACAAUUAUUGCAUGUGACAGCUAUAUUGUGACUGACAUUUGUACCAUUGAUUUUAAAAUACAUUACGAACAUACAUAAUCACGUUUUGCAGAUGGCUUAUAUUAUCUUGAUACAUUUUAAUGAUGCAAUAUUUAUCAUGAAAUUAUUUAAUGUCUUAUUUGUUUUUUGCAGUAUUUACAAAAAUUUGUUGGUUCUGAACUUAAAUGCAUUAAACAUAGAUGCUCUCAUUUAAAUCAUGCUUAAAUUGAUGUGAAAAAACUGAUUUUUAUCCUGGCAAAACAGGAUCUUCAUUAGAGCUACCGUAAUCACGCGCCUGGAACACAGUAUCGCGCGCGAGAAAACCGCGAGAAUUCAGUGGCGAGAUUUUGUGUGCGAGAUGUAAUACGUGGUGCUUUCCUUAAACCUUAGUUUUUUAAAAGAUAUUAAGAAACCCAAAGGUCAACGAUUAAGAGUCGUUAUACUACUAAUUAGUUAAUGUGUAUAAUUUCAUUUGCUCACUUGUAGAUGUUCGGGUCAUUUACUAAAUUGAUUGAGAUUCUAGAAGAAAAGACAGUUUUUUGACACUGAUUUUAUUUUGAGACUAUUAAAAUAAUUAUGAUUAUGACCAUGAUUUGACAUAAAUUACAUAAUAAUAAGGCAACAACAAGUUAGCUGCUUCUUGUGUAUUUUGUACCUGCUAUCAUUUUUUUGUACGUUUUUACCUUAAGUGGAGUCACUGAUUAUUAUUAUUAUUAUUAUUAUUAUAUUAUUAUUAUUAUUAUAUUAUUAUUAUUAUUAUUAUUAUUAUUAUUAAAGAAAAUAAAAAGAGACAGCAUCAACAUGGUUACACAAUUAAUUAAAAUCUAGACGUGACAUAAACAUACACAAUGCAAUUAAACUGAAAGCAAAUGGCUAGUAUUUUUAUAUUUAUGCAGAAUUUGUAGUACCAAAGACAGAUCAUUAUCAAAGCUGCUAAAGUAAAACGUGUGUCAGAUGCUUUUACUGCUUAGAUGCUGACCAGAUGAAUCUUCAUCCAGAGGCAAGUACUUCGGUAAGUAAGUAAAAGUAAUAAUUUCUCUCUCCACCCCUCUCACAUCCCAAACUUUUUCUCUAAUGAAAGUUAAUGCAAAUGGUUCACCGUAGUUAUUUGGAGAAUUUAUUCUACUAAAAUUUUGUAGGAAUUAGGGGAGAGCAAGCAAGGGAGCUGCGUGCCGAGACAGACUAGGACAAGGGAUGUAGACGAAUAACCAACCAGUCUUCAUUCACAUCAACGGUGAAUUACUAUAUCGUCAGGACGACAGUGAUGACUCCCCCCAGCCUCCCAAGUAAGUAUUUUUCAUGGAAGUUUCGUGCGUUAUCUGUAGAUGACCUCUUUGAUGAACUUGCCGCUUAAUGUAAGAUGUACUUUUGACUUUUAUCAUGUGUUAUACAUAGCGGACGGUGGGACUGUAAAUUGAUAGAGCUACUUGUGAAGUGGGUGAUUUACUUCAGUAAACAUCUGUUAUACAGAGUUUGUGACCGCCAUUCAAGAUUUAAGUUUUCUUAAGAUUACAAAAGAAGUUUGUCAAAUGGACCUUAAUGGCACUAGAGAAGCACCAGUGGGUGAGCAACAACAGUAUUAAAUCUGUUUCAGGUAUAGCAAUUUGAGUUGGUUAUGCAAUAAGCGAACUCUUAUACUCCCAACUUACGAUAAGAGUAUACUUUUGUUUUAAAGAUUUUUAAGUUAUUAAGUUAUAUUAUGAU